AUGUCACCGAAAGCUGCUGGAAACCCAAAACGACGAGUCAGAACACGCCCUAAGAUCGCCUUGGCCUGCGACUCGUGCAGGGAGAAGAAGAUUCGCUGUGAUGGGAUAAAGCCCAUCUGCGGGCCAUGCGUGAGACGAUCACAUCGGAAUGAUCAGUGUGUUUAUAACACGGAGAACUCCCGGUCGACUAGCAGGGACGAAUAUGUCCGUGCUCUCCACCAGCGAAUCAAAGAACUGGAAGACAUCUGCUUGAAGGCUGGAGCUCAUGUCUCAAGGGCCUCAACUCCACACGCUCGGCUACCUGGUGACUCCACUAGGCAAGAAGAAAUGACACUAAGGGGGGGCCGGCGUCUCCCCCAGUUCUCGUCGUUUACGUCUGGAAAAUACGGAACAGAAUCCGGCCUCUCCAAGCUCCACAGCCGGAUUUGCCUCGGGGCAUAUAAUACUGUUGAACGCAACGAUAGCCACACUGGCUCACUCGGGGAAAAUACUACCGAUAUCUAUGAAUCGCCAUUAUUUGAUGAAGAUCAAGGUCGCAUUACGGGCAUGGGCCAGAUGAUCUUGUCAGGGGCGGAGAGAGAAGAUCGAAGGAGAUCCACCCGAUUUCAAUUCUAUGGUACUUCAUCUACGGCUUCGCUUAUGCGCUUUGCCUAUCAAAGCAUGCCAUCAAGGCCGGCGGGUGGCUCUCGUGCCGAGGCCGCAUACAACAGGCUUCAGGACACAUCCACCACCUACGGGAUGGAGGAUUUUUCAUUGCCACCGCGAGCGUUUGCCGAUCACCUCGUGAAACGAUUCUUCGAAAAAAUAUACAUUCUCUAUCCACUAUUCCAUCGCCCAGCCUUCGAGGCGGCCUAUCAAAAUCUCUGGCGUGGAGAGGACGAACCCAAUAUCCCCGCGCCGACCGAUUUGCAGAUUGGAAUAGGAUCAAAGACAGAGUCGGAGCCCACAUCGACUGUCUUCCUGUGUGCCCUGAACUUGAUAUUUGCCUUGGGCUGUCAGUUUGCCGAUUUGGCAUCCGAGGAAGCCGAGUCCGUCGCCAAUUCGUUCUUCCUUCGAGCGAAGCAUUUUAUCGGGCUCGAUUUUCUGGACAUCAACACACUUGGCGUGGUUCAAACUCUACUCAUUACAGCACUUUAUCUGCAAAGCUCCCCAUAUCCCAGUCGUUGCUGGCAUUCUGUUGGGAACGCCUGCAGAGUUGCCUUUGGAUUGGGACUCCACAAAUCCGAUAUUCUGGCUUCUCUGACACCUCUGGAGUCCGAAAUUCGCAGGCGGACUUGGCAUGGAUGUGUAAUAAUGGAUAUGACUUUGAGCAUGACAUACGGCAGACCAAGCAUGACCUCCCAUCUUGCCCGAGUUCCCACACCAGAUGGUUUAGAACUAUCCGGGCACCAAAAUGGUGCCAGUGAACCUCCCUUGAUGGCAUUUUAUAUCGAAGCGAUCAAGCUUUAUAAUAUCUUGGACAAUAUUCUAGCUGAUGUCUACAAUGCAUGGCGUGGCCGGCUACGCCAGGACUACAUGCCAUCCCCGACCUUGAGCCUUAGGAGCCUUCAAAUUGUUCUCGAAGUUGAAAGAGAGCUUCUAUUGUUUAAGACCAAUGUCCCUUCCUUUUUGAAGUGGACACCUGGGGCACACUCCGCGCCUUCUCGUCCAGAACCCAAUAUGGCUAUUGCCCAGCAAAGAAAUGUCCUACAUGCUAGGUGUGUUGCAUAUCGUUACAGCCUCAGUUGCCACUUUCUUACCUCUCUAUACAGGUACAUACACCUUCAGAUCCUCCUCUACCGUCCCAUAUUCACACAAAUAUACUCUAAACAAGAUUCAUCGUCUGUACCAGAGCUACAAAAUGACUCGUCAUCCCAGAGCAUAGAGAUGCAAAGCAAUCUGUAUUCUUCCAUGUUCAGUAAAUGCGCCGAGGCAUGUGUGACAGCUGCCAUUGAUCUCACAUACCUAGUACGAGAGACUUAUCAAACCGACUGUUCCGAUGCAUGGUGGUACAAUGGUUUCUGUAUGUUACAGCCGUUAUUCAUCCCACUCUACUUAUCAUACUAA
Molecule: messenger RNA, 2046 nt
Organism: Penicillium macrosclerotiorum
Lineage: Eukaryota; Fungi; Ascomycota; Eurotiomycetes; Eurotiales; Aspergillaceae
Exons: 4
Coding region: 1-2046 (681 amino acids)
Biological process (GO): DNA-templated transcription; positive regulation of transcription from RNA polymerase II promoter by galactose
Cellular component (GO): nucleus
Molecular function (GO): RNA polymerase II cis-regulatory region sequence-specific DNA binding; zinc ion binding; DNA-binding transcription factor activity, RNA polymerase II-specific
Source: RefSeq, a predicted model, not a curated record